Molecule: messenger RNA, 5889 nt
Organism: Bacillus rossius redtenbacheri
Lineage: Eukaryota; Metazoa; Arthropoda; Insecta; Phasmatodea; Bacillidae
Gene: Shal
Product: potassium voltage-gated channel protein Shal
Exons: 6
Coding region: 229-2259 (676 amino acids)
Biological process (GO): protein homooligomerization; potassium ion transmembrane transport
Cellular component (GO): voltage-gated potassium channel complex; membrane
Molecular function (GO): protein binding; A-type (transient outward) potassium channel activity
Source: RefSeq, a predicted model, not a curated record
GUAGGCCCCGAGUCGGGUCGCCACGUAGUGCGCGUCAAGAUGGCCGCGCAUCCAGGUCGACAGAAAUAGUCGGUGGAAGCGGCGCGCGGUGGACGCUCGACGCCCGAUGCUAGAUUUGGCGCGGAGGAGCGUCGCGCGGGCGCCAUGGGCGUGAAGGCGGCCGGCCCGGCGUGGUGCGUCGUGCUGCUGGCGGCGUGCACGGCCUGACGGAACAUUCCGCCCCACAGCAUGGCCUCGGUCGCCGCUUGGCUGCCGUUCGCGCGGGCGGCGGCCAUCGGCUGGGUCCCCAUCGCCACGCACCCGCUCCCACCGCCGCCCAUACCCAAGGACCGGCGUAAGGCCGACGACGAGAAGCUGCUGAUCAACGUGUCCGGCCGGCGUUUCGAGACGUGGAGGAACACGCUCGAGAAGUACCCCGACACCCUGCUCGGCUCCAACGAGCGCGAGUUCUUCUACGACGAGGAGUGCAAAGAGUAUUUCUUCGACCGCGACCCGGACAUAUUCCGCCACAUACUCAACUACUACCGCACGGGCAAGUUGCACUACCCCAAGCACGAAUGUCUCACCAGCUACGACGAGGAGCUGGCGUUCUUCGGCAUCCUGCCGGACGUGAUCGGCGACUGCUGCUACGAGGACUACCGCGACCGCAAGCGCGAGAACGCCGAGCGGCUGAUGGACGACAAGCUGUCGGAGAACGGCGACCAGAACCUGCAGCAGCUGACCAACAUCCGCCAGAAGAUGUGGCGCGCGUUCGAGAACCCGCACACGUCGACGGCCGCGCUGGUGUUCUACUACGUGACGGGCUUCUUCAUCGCCGUGUCGGUGAUGGCGAACGUGGUGGAGACGGUGCCGUGCGGCCUGCGGCCGGGCCGCGCCGGCACGCUGCCCUGCGGCGAGCGGUACAAAAUCGUGUUCUUCUGCCUCGACACCGCCUGCGUCAUGAUCUUCACGGCGGAGUACUUGCUGCGGCUGUUCGCCGCGCCGGACCGGUGCAAGUUCGUCCGCAGUGUGAUGAGCAUCAUCGACGUGGUUGCUAUCCUCCCCUACUACAUUGGACUGGGCAUCACCGACAAUGACGACGUGUCCGGCGCGUUCGUCACGCUCAGGGUGUUUCGGGUGUUCCGAAUUUUUAAAUUUUCCAGGCAUUCCCAGGGCCUGCGCAUAUUGGGUUACACACUGAAAUCGUGUGCGUCCGAACUCGGCUUCCUUGUGUUCUCACUUGCCAUGGCAAUUAUUAUUUUCGCCACGGUUAUGUUUUACGCGGAAAAGAACGUAGACGAGACGAACUUCACCUCCAUUCCCGCUGCUUUCUGGUACACUAUAGUGACCAUGACAACAUUAGGGUACGGUGACAUGGUUCCCAAGACGAUUGCCGGCAAGAUCGUAGGAGGGGUCUGCUCUCUCAGCGGUGUGCUGGUGAUCGCUUUGCCGGUGCCUGUGAUCGUAUCCAACUUCAGUCGCAUCUACCACCAGAAUCAGCGAGCCGACAAGAGGAAAGCUCAAAGGAAAGCGCGUCUUGCUCGUAUACGGAUAGCCAAGGCCUCGUCGGGGGCGGCGUUCGUGAGCAAGAAGAAGGCGGCGGAGGUGCGACUGGCGGCGCAAGAGUCGGGCCUGGACUUGGACGAUUCCUACCACCAGGAGGACAUCUUCGAGCUGCAGCACCAUCACUUGCUGAGGUGCCUCGAGAAAACCACGGACCGCGAGUUCGUGGAGAUGGAGGUGCCGUACAACGGGCAGCCCAAGCGCCCUGGCUCGCCCUCGCCGCUGGCCAGUCCGGCGCACUCUGCGGCGAGCCACCCAGGUUUCCUGCAUGCCUGCUGCGGUCGAUGUUGUGGCCAGCGCUAUCAGAGCAUACCUUUUCUCGCGACCAGCCCGGGGAAGGACCGAGUGGUCCUAGUCUAUAGCGACAAGAUAGAAGUACGGACGAAGAAGCAGCAGAGGGGCGCCACGCCCGAGAGUCCACCCCAUGAGGAGGAGAUGAACGACAUCCAGACGCGCGUGGCGCCAACCAGUCGGUCGCCCGCCGGUAGCGAGCACACCGUGGACCGCCUGUCGCGCGCCAGCCUCAACCAGACCAACUCGGCGGUGGGCGACCAGCUCAGCAAGCCCGACUCCACCACAUCGUCCACCAUGACUGCGAGCGUGUUCGUGAACCUGCCCGCAUCCUACCCUGGCUCCGAGGUGGGGCCGGCUUCCACCAUCGCAUCGCCGGCCACACCGCCCGACGCGCACUCUGCAGUGCGCAUUUCCACGCUGUGAGCGCGCGUGCACAUGUAUGCCCAGGCUCGCCCGCGCCGAACAGACUGAAAGACUCCCAGGCUAGCUAGUCAUUUGGCCGCGUCGAGUAGGCUAAGAGGAUUACAUCAUGCGCAUGCCCAGGCUAGCCAGUCGCCACAGAUGAACAUGCUGAGUAAGCUGCGAGAAUCCCCUGUGAUGUGCAAUCCCAGGCUUGUUAGUCUUCACAAAUGGCCACGUCAAGAAAGCUUUGAGACUCCCCUGACCUGCAUGCCCUCGCUCACCAGUCGACAAAAAUGGCCGCGUCUCUCAGGCUGCAAGACUCCACAAAUAUGCAUGCUCCCGCUCGCCAGUCGUCCCAGAUGGCUGUGCAAACAGACUGCAACACUGUCCCGACAUGCAUGUUCCCGUUCGCUGGUCGUCACAAAUGACAGUGCCAUGUAGACUGCAAUACUCCCCCAACAUGCAUGCAUAGACCCGCUAGUCAUAAAAUAUGGCUGCGCUGAACAAGUUACAUCAAUCUCCCGACGUGCAUGCCCCCACUCACCCUAUGUCACACAUGGCCACGCCGAAUAGGCUUCAAGACUUACCCAACAUGCAUGCCUCCGCUCACCUGAUGACAUAAAUGUCUGCACUGAACAAGCUGCAAGAUUCCCCCGACAUGCAUGUACCCACUUGCCAGUCACCACAGAUGGCCAUACCAGCAGGCUGCAAUACUCACCCGAUAUGUAUGACCAGACUCUCUAGUCAUCACAGAUGGCUGCACCGAGCAGACUGCAACGCUUCCCCGAUGUGCAAGCCCCCACUCGCCUAAUGUCGCACAUGGUCAUGCUGACUCCCCCGACAUGCAUGUUCUCACUUGCCAGUCGUCGCAGAUGGCCGUGCCAGCCUGCUGCAAUACUGCUCCGAUGUGCAUGACCAGACUCUCUAGUCAUCACAGAUGGCUGCACCGAGCAGACAGCAACACUUCCCCGAUGUGCAUGCCCCACUCGCCUAAUGUCGCACAUGUGCAUGCCCAGUAGGCUGCAAACUUCCGUGACAUGCAUGAUCUCACUCACCACUCCUCAAAGAUGGCCGUGCCAGCAGGCUACAAUACUCUCCCGACAUGCAUGCGCAGGAUCGCCUGUCAACACAGAUGGCCGUGCUAAACAGGCUGCAAGACUACCCCAACAUGCAUGUUCCCACUUGCCAGUCGUCGCAGGUGGCCGUGCAUGCCUGCUGCAAUAUUCCCCCGAUGUGCAUGAGCAGACUCGAUAGUCACCACUAAUGGCUGCACCAGCAAGCUGCAAGUCUCUACAAAAUUCAUGCUCCUGGUCGCCAGUCGUCAUAGAUGGACAUGCCAGCAUGCUGCAAUACUCCCCCGAUGUGCAUGUCUAGGCUCGCUAGUCAUCACAGGUGGCUGCACUGAGAAGGCUGCAACAAUCCACCGAUGAGCAUGCCCCCGUUUGCCUGAUGUCUAAAAUGGACAUGCCAAGCACACUGCAACACUACUCCAACAUGGAUGUUCCUGCUUGCCAAUCGUCACAAAUGGCCGCGCCAGCAGACUUCAUGACUUCCUUGACGUGCAUGCUCAGGAUCGCCUGUCAACACAGAUGGCCGUGCCAAGCAAGCUGCAAAACUCCCCAGACAUGCAUGCUCAACCUUGGCAGUUGUUAGAGUGUGCUGCCUUGAGCAGGUUGCUAGACUUCCUUGACGCGUAAUCCUAGCCUCACAUGUGAUCACAGAUGUCACAGAUGGCUGUGCCGAGCAAUCUGCGAGACUUCCUCGACGCAUACUCCUAGACUGGCCAGUCGUCACAGAUGGCCGCGUCGGGCCGGCUCCGAGUAAUUACUCUGUCGCGUGUGGAAUAGGUUCUUGUUGUGAGACACCACGGUAAAGCAGUUAAUUGUUCCGGGACUUAUUUUAAAAAUUUGCUGUAAAAAAAACAGUCGAUUUUAUAGCAGUUUUUAUCCCUUAUUUAAAGCAAAUGUAACCAUGCAUGCACAAACCAUAAUCACACUAAGUCAUGUCCAUACAAGAUGAACAACAAAUUCCAUAAAAUGGUAUUACAAGAACGUAAAUGUAUUUCUUUUUGUGGUAGCAGAGCACUCGAUGACGUUUAUGUUGACUCAGAGAUAAUUAAGAUAUUUUUUUUAGACAUUUCAGUAAUGAAUUCUUGUAGCAUGAUAAAAAUAAUGGUUUCUUGUUACACAAUACUUGAUGAAUCUAGUUUUAAAAAUCUAAAAAUGAAUAGCAUCUUAUAAUAGAGAGUUCGAAGAACAUUGUUAUGUAGUAUAAAGGACACAACAGUUUACUCUUACAAUUUCUUCUUGAGAAAUAAGAUUUUAGAUUAAUGCAAAAGGUUUAUCAAUUCAGAUAAAAUACAAUUUUACGACAGGUAUUGGUGUUUUUAUGAGAAAAUCAUAACUUAUUUUAAAAGUAGUAUCAGUCUAUUGAUAUUUUGAUUAUACAGUUUUUAGACCAGAAUAUAUUUAUUUAUUAAAUCUUAUUUGAUAGUCCGGAAAUUUAAACUUCCUUAGUUAAUAACUUAUAUAAGUGUUCUGUUGUAAAUAAAGCGAACGUUCAAAUUAAACUAAGUAUCAAAGUAGUUACAUUUACAUCGUUUAUGAAAAUAUUAAUUUUUUUUUCAAUCCUCGUUCAUUCAUUUAAUUAUAAUGUUCUUUAUCUAUCCUAACAAAUAUUGUGAUGAAUAAUGUAUUUUGUAGAUUGUGCAAAUUGUAUUUUUAAUUUUAUUAUCUGUGGCUAAUAAGUGUUACAUAUUUUGUUGUUUACCUACAAACAGUCAUACAUAAAUAUAUACGGCAAGAAUCCUAAGGCAAUAUGUUUAUUAUUCUUGUGAAAAACAACUUUUAAAUAAAUAUAAUUGCAUCUUAAAUUUUUAUCUGAGUGAACGAGCUGUAUUUUUGUCAGUUUCGUUAUUUAGAGCUAAAAUCAUUAAUAAUUUAAGAUUUAUAAAAGUAAGCACUCUUGUGGAGAACGUUUUAAAUAAUUGUUACAUCAGCCAUAUUUCAAUCAUAAAUUAAUUUUAUCAUGUGAAAGUAGUCAUCAGUAAAUCUUUGAUUUACUUACACUGUCAAAAAUAUCCUUUUAUCUUACCAGAUGUUUUAUGUAUCUAAUUAUUUUCGUUAUUUAAAAUUCUCAUCUGCCAUGUUUAUAAUCAAAUCUGCUGUAUAAACUUUGUACGUGUUUACUGUAUCUAAAGAAAAAGUACCUUGUUGGAUCACUUAAAAAUCGAUCUAAGUUCACAUACAAAAGAAAAUUCCAAUUUUGGCCGUAGUAAUAUAUAUAUAUAUAUUUUACUGGUAAAUUGUGUGUUUCAUUACGAAUAUUGUUACCAUAGAGGCAAGCUGUAAAUUAAUAUUCAUGUGAAGUUAUGUUUGGAAAAUCUUUCAUAAGUGCUUAUUUCAUUUCUGAUUUAUGUGCCAUGAAAAGUUUAUUUUAAUCAAUAAUUAAAAUAACUUAGGUCUUUCUGGAAUAUUUACAUUAGCUUCAUGGAUUACAAUGUAGAUGCACGUAAAAAGAAUAAGCACCAAACUAAUAGCUUUCAGAAAAUUUAUGUAAAGACUUUCGUAAGUGUACGGAAAAAUCGUCUUAAGGAUUACAUUUGAUGUGAUAUUAAGAUACUGUUAUCAAUAAAAUAUUAAUAGAACUGUA